AUGUCUGAUACUCCUACCGAACACCUCGGACUGCGCGAUUAUCCUGAGGACGCACUCUACGGCAUAUUAUCCUUCCUUCCUGAUCCAGUCGCACCAGUCCACACAGGCGACGGUCCGCUGAUCGCCCGUCGCCUGACCGAACAGCCCAAGCUCACAGUGCUGAAGGACAAAGGCUACGAACGCCACGGGUGGCUUCCCUCGACUUGGGUUUGCAGACUUUGGCGCUCUAUAAUCCUUUCCCAGAAGUGGCAUCAUGUUCCUCUUGUACCUAGGAGCGAUAUGUCCAUCUCUAUCAUACGUUCAUUCGCGCCUCUUCCCAUUGAUCUCUACAUUGACGAGAAGGAGAGAGAGCUCCCCGACUCCCGUCAAGCUAUUGAAACAGUCAUUGGACUCUUCGGGACUCGUCUGCAUGCGAUUCACCUUUGGACGAGCGGCGGCGAGCGGUCUCUUGAUGACCCUGUACUCUUUGAUGGUCUGCGUGCAGUGCAGACACCGGCUUUGCAAAAAUUCUAUGUCCACUGCGUAGAAUCUCGUCUAGCUGGUCUCUUCGGCGGCAAUAACAGUGUCACCGUCGUCAUCGUUGGACACUCUCCGGGCGUCCCUUUGCCUGCGAGCUUGGGUUCCCAUUUGCAAAUCCUGGAUUUAAACCGAUGCAAGGUCGUCAAUCCAAGCGCGCUUCAAUCCUGCGCCCCGAAGAUUGUCUGUCUACGGGACUGUCAAGGCUUCUGGGGCCGCGACGAGCCUCAUCCUUUUAUCGUCGAUGGCGUACCAAUGUUUGACCCCGAGAUUACCGAUGGACAACAAUUUGGCAUACCGAUCAAGUGUCAUCUACUUCGAGUUCUCCGUUUGUUCUCCGGCUCUUUGCCAUCAGCGGAGGUGCUCGCCGCAGUCGGCGGCCAGGUCUCACUCCCCGUUCUUGAAGAGUUGGAAUUAUCCGGCUUCAUACCCGACGUCGAACGAGUCUUCGAGGCACUCGUAUUCCCUCCUACAGCUUCAGUUUAUUUAUCGUGCACCUACGGUUUUGAGGAAGUCGACCUCUCCUCCAGACCACUGGUUCACCGAUUGGCAGUUCGAUACUCCGAAGGCGAUGCCGUGACGAGUUUUAGCUGGGACACGAUGAAGUUAGAUGUCAAAGAGGGAUACUUCUCUCUGGAAUGCGUCAGUGCAAGGGGCACACUGCUCGCGAUAUCUUUCCGAGACAUGAUGGGAGGGCGUCCCGCAAUGGCCGUGCAUCGACGAUUCGAGAUAGCCAACUCUUUCCUAGGUGGCGCAUUAGCCAUCUUCGCAGAUGCACAGGCGCUCUCUGUGUACAGCUCCAUUGAAUUUGAAACCGAUUGGAUUACCGGGGAGCAACGACGCUGCCGCUGGGUCGAGCCGGCGGCUGUCCAUAUGAUGGCCAUCACAGACCUUGCACUUACGCCUCAGGCGGCAAAACACUUCCUGGAGUAUUGCGAAAAGCAAAGGGCGGAAGGAAACACGCGAGACACCCUUUCCCAGUUGGAACGCCUAAAACUGCUGAUCCCUUCCCCUAACGACACGCAAUACACGAGCCCGCUAGGAAGGGAUAUUUUGCUUGGUCUUCGCGCAGAAUCGAGUGCGAGAGAAACACCAUUCCAAGUAGUGUUCGACGAAGGCGUGCUUGGAGAGGGCGAGAUGUCAUCUGCCGAAGAUAUACCUGAGGAGUGA
Molecule: messenger RNA, 1686 nt
Organism: Peniophora sp. CBMAI 1063
Lineage: Eukaryota; Fungi; Basidiomycota; Agaricomycetes; Russulales; Peniophoraceae
Source: the annotation of a GenBank genome assembly